This is a messenger RNA of Juglans microcarpa x Juglans regia, 411 nucleotides long. RefSeq lists its product as uncharacterized. Bases 1 to 411 code for a protein of 136 amino acids. The record is from RefSeq and is a predicted model, not a curated record. NCBI's taxonomy places the organism in Eukaryota, Viridiplantae, Streptophyta, Magnoliopsida, Fagales, Juglandaceae. The transcript has a single exon.
AUGGUGCUAUAUGCGGAUCCCUCACAGUAUCGUAGUGUUGUUGGCGCUUUACAGUAUUUGUCACUGACUUGUCCAGACAUCUCUUUUGCCAUCAAUAAAGUCUGUCAGUUCAUGCACAAACCAACUGAACUUCAUUGGUCAGCUGUGAAACAGAUCCUUCACUAUUUGAAGUUCGCUAUCAAUUUUGGCCUCCAAAUUCGACUGAGCUCCUCCACUCAGCUCUCUAUUUACUGUGACGUUGAUUGGGCUGGUUGCCCAGAUGACCACCGCUCCACUUCUGGAUAUUGUAUUUAUUUUGGUCUCAACUUAAUCUCUUGUAGCUCAAAAAAGCAGCCAAUUGUUGCCCGCUCAAGUACAAAGGCGGAAUACCGAGUUGUUGCUCAUGCUACUGCCGAGUCACUUUGGCUUUAG